This is a messenger RNA of Bombus impatiens (common eastern bumble bee), 2477 nucleotides long. RefSeq lists its product as uncharacterized. The record is from RefSeq and is a predicted model, not a curated record. Lineage: Eukaryota; Metazoa; Arthropoda; Insecta; Hymenoptera; Apidae. Bases 1448 to 2260 code for a protein of 270 amino acids. The transcript is spliced from 2 exons.
UCGCUAAACGAUUUAUUCAGAAGUUUCUUAAUAAAUCGAAGCGAGGAUUGAAUCAAAUUUACUGGACCUAGCAUCGAUUUGCCCGUACGGUUCAUUUGGGAAUGGCACACGAUGGCUACCAUUCCAUUUCCGGUCGCAGUAAUUGCUGACCGAAAUAUCGCGGCCUCUGUACACGUGCGCAGCUCGACACUUCCGAUUGCACUUCCAUUUGCACGGAAGGUUUCUUAGACACCCACACGAUCUUCAUCCAAUAUUCAUGCAUUUCCACCUAAGCUCUAUUUUACGCAAGAAAAAGAGAGAAAAUAGUAUUGCAAGCAAAUAGAAUAAUCGAUUCUUUUCUCGCAACUAUGAAUAGAGCUCUCAUUGAUGUUCACCGCAUAGCUCCGUGCGAAAAAAAGAAAGUCGAGAGCUCUUAUUUCGCAGACUUCUGCUAGCUGUGAAGCUCCUUUGUGCAUCCUUCUUUUCAUCGCGAGACACGGACCAAGAAACGUCCACGAUGUCGCAUUAAAAUGUAAUACGACGCGCCGCGUGUUAAGGUUCGUUCACAAUUAGCUCGUCUGAACGAACCGCUGAUCUUAGACUUCGUACGUGACGAUCCGUAAAGAAGCGAAACCGAAACCCGAAUUUUCCUCGGUUUUGAGAAAGAACGCCAGCCGUAUAAGGAAACGCUGAUUGAAAGGGGAAUAUAUUUUUCCCCUUUGUUCCGAAGCAACUGUUCUCGGAAGCUUUAAUAUCGUUCGAAAUCACCGCUUUCAGUGAUCGUUUCAGUUCAUUUGGAGGAAGGCAGACACGCCGCGUUAUGAUCACGGAACGAUAAAGUUUUCGUGAAAAUGUUACGAAUGCUGGAGUGCUCGCGUAAGGGGGAGCGGAAAAGUUGCAUGAAAAACGACGAUAGUUCGACAAAGUUUCGACCUCCCUUUUUGCCAAAGUUAUAUCCUUCUGGUCGAUACGCGCGCGUGCCUCGGCCAACUAGUAAAACUGACGCCCGAUUUUCCGGUAAAUCUGCUGUCUUUUAAAGAAAAUACUGUCAAGAUUCGUUUCAAAAAUAUUUUCAAAGCGAUUUUAUAUAUUUUUUUUUUUUUUUUGUAUAGCUGUCGAUCAUCGACCUGGAAUUUAUUCCCUUUUGAACGAACGUCCUCGAGAUGUCUAUCAAUUUGCCAGACAAGUCGAUCUAUGUUUAACUUGAUCCAAAAUUCCAGCUAUUCGUCAACAUCUUUCUUUAUUGGAUUUUAUAUUCUUUCGUCAUAGUCUUCGAUAAUAAAAAUGACAGACUGUGUAAACGGUAAUUAGGCGGUGUUCGUUCAGUUGCAAUAAUCUCGAAAAACGCUUUAUGGUUUACGCAAUAAGUCUCUCAAACACCUGUCAAAUACUCUUAUAAAGCGAGCCUCUCGACUAAAAACCGAUUAAACAGCCAGUGAAAACAGUCGAAAUUAACGCUUCUCUUACGAUGAGGAUACCUUCAAUAUUUUUCUUCCUCUUCGCGCUUCAUUGCAUUUGUCUGUUCUCGAGUGCCAACUGCAAGGAACAAUUGAUUCGAGAUGAAAAUUCCGGGCAUCUGAAUCCAAACCCGCAGAACUCGCUAGUCCACGGCCGAGUAAUUACCUCGAGAAAGGAACCUGUGGCGAACAACGGAGCGUUUGACAAACUUCCGACAUCUCGUUGGAAAAACUUUGGUCAGAAGUCCAGCGAUGAAAUCACGUGGAAAAAUCAGCGAGUUCGCAGUUGCCUGAAGAAUAAAAACGCGACAUCUAGUGACAAACUUCGCUUGACCAUCUUUCCACAAGCAGAUAUCGGUCGUCUCGAAGAAAACGGGCAACUUUUCCCUCGAAAAUUGAAUCGGAGAUCGGCGCAAUCGGCACAGACGAAAAAAGAAAAACGAGACACUCGCGAAUCCGGAUUUCCCAGGCAAGCUUUCGAUCUGAACGGCAAACUUAACCCCGAUCCGCCUGCCUUUAGUUUCUUUGUUUUGUUUUCCAGUUGGGAUGGCGGCAAGGAUCAACACUCCGGUAAGCGACAAGCGGAUGCUGAAACUUUCCAAGAGAAAGAAGAGAGGCGAGCGAAAAAUCAUGAAGCUCGUGUUGGCAGUCAACGUGCGUUUAAUCUAUCGGAUUUAUUGCCAUUCAAAAAUGGACACUUGGAGAUGGUUGGUCUGCCGGGUCAACCUAUUAGGAAGAUUUUUGGCUUUUUCUUUAACGCGAUUAAGCAGAAACCAAAGAACGGUGGUGAGAAUGAGAAUCAACAGUUGCAUAUCAUAGGUUGAUAUGGAAAUUGUUCGAAUACGGAAGAGACACGUUGAAGAAUACAAUGGAAAACGCAGAAACUGCGAAGGUUGGUAUUCACAAAGCGGCGAGAGUCGGAUCAUCGUCUAUAAACUUUGACGCAGGGAAACCAUAAACUGUUAUUCGUUGCAUAUAUACGUAUUGUUAGCUUAAGCAGUGGCCCGUUUGAUCAAAGAAUAAAUAGAUCGAUGAUUAUAA